CAGCUACGAUUAGCGCUCCUCCCACGACAAAUUCCACGGCUGGAGGCGGUGGUUCGGGAGGCGAGUCGUCUAAAGCGAACACGAUCAUUACCACGGGGGCGGCCAGUAAAAUUAUCCACCCCUCAGAGGACAUAUCGCUUGAAGAGAUUCGUGCGAGAAAGUCCAAGUACCAAAGGAGCAUUCCGAGCAAAGAGAACGAAAUGACCAUGGCGUCAAGCAGUGCAGCUAGUGAGUUGGCCAAUGCCGUUCACCAAGCCCAAGCGGCUGCGGCGGCUGUGAAUCACGCGAAACAGCAGGAGGCGUUGAAUCACGCCGCUAUGAUGCAGCGUUUCCAACGGCCACCCAUGAUGAUACCGGGCACAUCCGUCAGUAUGCCCCUGGUGACCGCCUAUCGACCUGCAAUGAUACCUGGGCCGCCGAUUUACGUGGGCACUAAUCUGAUGCGACCGCCACCGAUCAGCAUGCCACCAGGUACGUAAACAUAUCAGUAAUUAUGGCUAUCGACGAUAAUGUACGUACGCAAUAAAUUGUAGUAUCGCGAAUAUCGGGCACAGCUGACUCGAAUGCUAUUAUAUAGAGUAAAUUGACUAUUUGUUUUUCAACAAACAAAAUAAAAAUAGGUUACCAUGUAAUGAAGUUGGCUGUUUAAGAACAAUAACAGUGGAAGAAAUAGUCAAUUAGUUUUUUAGUUACUUUUGUUUUUGUAGCUCACUUAGGCAUUCCUCAGAGCAAUUUGAAAAUUUAGAAGCGAUAAAAA
Agrilus planipennis (emerald ash borer) is the source of this 757-nucleotide messenger RNA. Its product is annotated as BUB3-interacting and GLEBS motif-containing protein ZNF207-like. The transcript has 2 exons. The record is from RefSeq and is a predicted model, not a curated record. The annotation marks the transcript as partial. Lineage: Eukaryota; Metazoa; Arthropoda; Insecta; Coleoptera; Buprestidae.